Cuscuta epithymum is the source of this 7441-nucleotide messenger RNA. The record is from the annotation of a GenBank genome assembly. NCBI's taxonomy places the organism in Eukaryota, Viridiplantae, Streptophyta, Magnoliopsida, Solanales, Convolvulaceae.
CAGAAAGAGAGCAGCAGAAAAGAGAGCAUAAGUCGUAAACAUGAGCUGAGUGUGCUCAUCCCGUUUUUCAGCAGGAAGCAGCAGAAAACUUCCGUUUCCGGAGAUUGAACCGUUGGAUCGUCGUGAUUUUUGGACAACAGCUUCACAGCAUCUGAGCCAACAUUCUGGACGGUGGAGAUCGGGUUUUGAGGUCCGGACGUCGGGUUUCAUUGCUCUGGACAGUAGCUAUUUUUCUGGUGAUAUAUUUCUUAUCUUGGCUCUAUUUUGAUUCCAUACACCUUUGAUGUGCUUAAUUCCAAGGAUAUGAUGACUUUGUAUGCCUCUAGUAUUAUCUAGAGAAGACUUUUUACUGCUCCUUUGAUCAUGAUAGUGGAUUUAAGCGGCCAAAAUGGUCCCGUGGUUUUUCCCUAGUUAACGAGUUUUCCACGCUAAAAUUCCGGUGUUUUUGUGUGGUGUGUGCUUACUGUUUUAGCUCAUUAUAUUGGUGUGUGGCAGCAAUAUUGUGUGUUCUAAUUGUAUUAAGAACACCCUAUUUGUUUGCAUCCUCAAAGGUUCAUUCAAGUUGGGGAAAGUUUAGCCAAACGGAGAUUAAUUCCGCAUUUUAUUAGUUCCGUUUGUGCCUGUUUUUCCCAUCAAAUUGGUAUCAGAGCCGAGUUCUUCUUUAUUGGGUUACACUUGUUUGAAUGAUGGAAGCAAACACAAGUAGGAAUAUCAAUUUGAAUGGUUCUAAUUAUCAUGUUUGGAAAGACAAAAUGGAAGACCUACUUUAUGUGAAGGAUUACUAUUUGCCUGUGUUUACUACUGAUAAACCUGAGAGUAAAACAGAUGCAGAGUGGAAUAUUUUGCAUAGACAGGUUUGUGGGUAUAUUCGCCAAUGGGUUGAUGAUAAUGUUUUGAACCAUGUUAGCGGGGAAACUCAUGCUCGAAGUUUGUGGAACAAGCUUGAACAGUUGUAUGCUCGAAAGACCGGGAACAAUAAAUUGUUCUUAAUAAAACAGAUGAUGAGUUUGAAAUACCACGAUGGAACUCUUGUCACUGAUCAUUUGAAUUCUUUUCAGGGAAUCAUAAAUCAACUUGCAGGAAUGGGUAUCAAGUUUGAAGAUGAGAUACAAGGCUUGUGGCUCCUUGGCACUUUACCGGACUCAUGGGAGACUUUUACGACAUCAUUGUCCAACUCUGCACCAGAUGGUAUUAUCACCAUGGAAUUAGCUAAAGGCAGUGUUUUAAAUGAAGAGAUGAGAAGAAUGUCACAAGGUUCCUCUUCACAUUCUGAUGUCUUAGUUACAGAAAGCAGGGGGAGAAGUCAGAGUAGAGGUCCAGGUAACAAAGGGAAGCAUCGAAGUAAAUUCAAAGGAAAGUUUGCUGAUUUUGAGUGAUAUCAUUGUGGUCGAAAAGGGCACACAAUACGAUUCUGCAGGCAGUUGAAAAAGGAGAAGAAGAAGAAGAAGAAGAAGAAGAAGAAGAAGAAGAAGAGCGAUUACAACAAUCAAAAGAACCAUAAGAAAGAUGAGGGUGGUAAUGGCAAUGCUGAAGUUAACACUGCUACCGAUGAGUUCCUUAUUUGUUCUGAUCUUGAUAUGGUCAACAUUGCACAUGAUGAUUCCAGUUGGGUUGUUGAUAGUGGUGCUACUUGUCAUGUAACAUCACAGAGGGAUUUUUAUUCAUCUUACACUCCAGGUAACUUUGGUAAUGUUAGGAUGGGUAAUAAUGGACUAUCAAAGAUUGCAGGCAUCGGAGAUAUUUGUUUGAAGUUUGACACUGGGAUAGAGUUGGUUUUACAUAAUGUAAAACAUGUUCCAGAUAUGAGACUUAAUUUGAUCUCUGCAGGCUUACUUGACGAUGAUGGUUACAGCAACAACUUUGGUAAUGGAAUAUGGAAACUCACUCAUGGUUCUUUGAUCGUGGCUAGAGGUAAAAGAUGCUCAAAGUUGUACAUGACACAUCCGAAGAUCUUCAAGGAUAGGGUCAAUGCUGUGGUGAAUACUGACAUGACUGAUUUAUGGCAUAAGAGACUUGGUCACAUGAGUGAAAAGGGGAUGUCUCUUUUGUUGAAGAGAAAUGUGUUACCGGGUGUGCAUGAUAUUCAUUUAAAGAAGUGUUCGCACUGUUUGGCAGGUAAACAGAACAGGGUUUCCUUUAAGAGCCAUCCUCCUUCCAGGAAGGAGAGUAUACUUGAUCUGGUGCAUUCUGAUGUUUGUGGUCCUAUGAAGACUAGGACACUUGGUGGUUGCUCGUACUUUGUCACAUUCAUUGAUGAUCACUCCAGAAAGGUAUGGGUUUAUACCUUGAAAUCUAAAGAUCAAGUAUUUGAGGUGUUUAAGCAGUUUCAUGCCUCGGUUGAGAGACAGACUGGAAAGAAGCUCAAGUGUAUUCGGACAGAUAAUGGAGGGGAAUACAUUGGCCCCUUUGAUGCUUAUUGUAGAGACCAUAGUAUUCGACAUCAAAAGAGUCCUCCCAAGACACCGCAGUUGAACGGAUUAGCAGAGCGGAUGAACAGAACUUUGAUGGAGCGUGUCAGAUGUUUGUUGUCACAUGUAGGGCUGCCAAAUUCAUUCUGGGGAGAAGCUUUGAAUACAGCGGUACAUGUUAUUAAUCUAACUCCUUGUGUUCCUUUGUCUUUUGAUGUACCUGACAGGGUUUGGAGUGGCAAAGAUGUUUCUUACCGUCAUUUGAGGGUCUUUGGAUGCAAAGCUUUUGUGCACAUUCCUAAAGAUGAAAGAUCAAAGCUUGAUGUGAAGUCCAAACCAUGUGUUUUCUUGGGUUAUGGCCAAGAUGAGUUUGGUUACAGAUUAUAUGAUCCAGUCCACAAGAAACUUAUUCGAAGUCGAGAUGUUGUGUUUGUGGAAGAUCAGACCUUGAAAGAUGUUGAGAAGAAAGAUACAGUUCCUCAACAUAAUGAUGAUGUUACUGAUUUGGAUCCAGUGCCUCCUCAGCAUGUAGAACCACCUCUUGAUAAUGAUGUUCAGAAUGAUGAACAACAUGAUACUGAUGCUCCAGAACAGCCAGAGGUGGAUGAAGAAUUUCAUUCAGAGAUACCAGUACCAGACGUGCCACCAUUUAUCCCACUUAGGCGGUCUACAAGAGAUCGUCAUCCUUCCACCCGUUUUUCAGCUAAUGAGUAUGUCUUACUCACUGAUGGGGGAGAGCCUGAGUGUUAUGCAGAGGCCAUGGAAGAUGAGCACAAAAGGGAGUGGGUUGAAGCCAUGCAAGAUGAGAUGAAUUCCUUACAUGAGAAUAAUACAUUUGAGUUGGUGAAGUUGCCUAAAGGCAAGAGAGCUUUGAAGAACAAGUGGGUCUACAAAGUGAAGACUGAAGAGCACACCUCACAACCUAGGUACAAGGCUAGAUUGGUGGUCAAAGGGUUCAGUCACAGAAAGGGUAUUGAUUUUGAUGAGAUUUUCUCUCCGGUCGUGAAGAUGGGAUCUAUUCGUGUUGUUCUGGGUUUGGCAGCCAGCCUUGAUCUUGAGGUUGAAUAGAUGGAUGUCAAAACAGCUUUCCUCCACGGUGACUUGGAUAAAGAAAUCUACAUGGAGCAACCUGACGGGUUUCAGGUUAAGGGAAAAGAAGGUUAUGUGUGUAGACUUCAAAAGAGUCUUUAUGGGUUGAAGCAAGCACCAAGACAGUGGUACAAGAAGUUUGAGUCAGUUAUGGGGGAGCAAAAUUACCGAAAGACUACUUCAGACCAUUGUGUUUUCUUCCAGAGGUUCGAUGAUGAUGAUUUCAUUAUUUUAUUGUUAUAUGUUGAUGACAUGUUAAUUGUUGGCAAGAAUGCAGAAAGAAUUACUCAGCUGAAGAUGCAAUUGAGCAAGUCUUUUGCUAUGAAAGACUUGGGGCCAGCAAAACAGAUUCUUGGCAUUCGGAUCACUCGAGAUAGAGCUUUGAAGAAGCUACACAUGUCACAGGAGCAAUACAUUGAGAAGGUGCUUCGCAGAUUCAACAUGGACAAAGCUAAAGAGGUUAGUUCACCUCUUACUACCAACUUCAGGUUGACAGAUAAAGAUUGUCCAUCUUCUGAGAAGAAGAUUGAAGAGAUGGAUAGAGUUCCUUAUGCCUCAGCUGUAGGGAGUUUGAUGUAUGCUAUGGUGUGCACACGGCCUGAUAUUGCCCAUGCAGUAGGUGUUGUUAGUCGUUUUCUGUCAAAUCUAGGUAAGAAGCAUUGGGAAGCAGUGAAGUGGAUUCUCAGAUAUCUACGUGGUACUUCCAAAUUGGGUAUAACAUUUAGAAAUGGGGAGCCAGUACUUGUUGGUUAUACUGAUUCUGAUAUGGCAGGAAAUAAGGACAACAUGAAAUCCACUUCUGGAUAUUUGAUGACUUUUGCAGGGGGAGCUGUGUCAUGGCAAUCGAGACUGCAAAAGUGUGUGGUUUUAUCCACCACCGAGGCUGAGUAUGUAGCUGCAACAGAAGCUUGUAAGGAGCUAUUAUGGCUCAAAAGAUUUAUGCAAGAGAUUGGCUUUAUUCAACAUCGCUAUGUGGUUCUUUGUGAUAAUCAAAGUACUAUUCACCUUGCUAAAAAUUCUAUGUUUGACAAACGAACCAAACAAAUUGAUGUGAGGUAUCAUUGGAUUAGAGAUGCACUUGAAGACAAACUGUUUGAACUUGAUAAAGUUCAUACCAAUGAUAAUGGUGCCGAUAUGUUGACGAAGUUUCUAGCAAGGGAAAAGUUGAAGGUAUGUUGCUCCAUCGCCGGUAUGGCGAACUCUUCCUCAUAAGUCAAAAAGGGGGAGAUUUGUUGGGUUUUUUCUUUGUUUUUGACCCAUGAGGAAAGCCCAAGUUUUGAGUCCAUUAAAAGUCUUCUUUGACUUUCUUUUUUGGGAGCUAAUACUAAAAUAUGGGUUAGCUACUAUCUCAACAUAUGAGGACAGAAAGAGAGCAGCAGAAAAGAGAGCAUAAGUCGUAAACAUGAGCUGAGUGUGCUCAUCCCGUUUUUCAGCAGGCAGCAGCAGAAAACUUCCGUUUCCCGGAGAUUGAACCGUUGGAUCGUCGUGAUUUUUGGACAGCAGCUUCACAGCAUCUGAGCCAACAUUCUGGACGGUGGAGAUCGGGUUUUGAGGUCCGGACGUCGGGUUUCAUUGCUAGCUAUUUUUCUGGUGAUAUAUUUCUUAUCUUGGCUCUAUUUUGAUUCCAUACACCUUGAUGUGCUUACUUUCAAGGAUAUGAUGACUUUGUAUGCCUCUAGUAUUAUCUACAGAAGACUUUGUACUGCUCCUUUGAUGAUGAUAGUGGAUUUAAGCGGCCAAAAUGGUCCCGUGGUUUUUCCCUAGUUAACGGGUUUUCCACGCUAAAAUUCCGGUGUUUUGUGUGGUGUGUGCUUACUGUUUUAGCUCAUUAUAUUGGUGUGUGGCAGCAAUAUUGUGUGUUCUAAUUGUAUUAAGAACACCCUAUUUGUUUGCAUCCUCAAAGGUUCAUUCAAGUUGGGGAAAGUUUAGCCAAACGGAGAUUAAUUCCGCAUUUUAUUAAUUCCGUUUGUGGCUGUUUUUCCCAUCACAAUUCUCCAAAGAUGUGAUUUUCUGUUCUUGAGAGAAAGAUGUCUCUUACUUGCAUUUGCAAAAUUUGUUAAAAGGCGUCAAUUUAUAAACCUUAAAUAAUUAUUAUCUAAUCACCUUCAAUAAAAAACUCAGAUUCAGACUACAGUACAUAAAGUAUCAAAAUUAGACAUUGUUUGGAUUAAAAGCUGCAUUUUCUCUUGUUUCCAUUACUAUAUUCAAGUACGUUGAAUGCUACUGCCACAAUCAUAUUUGAGAUUCCACACAACCGCUUUUUAUCAACAACGACAACAUAACAAGCUAUAAUAAGGAGAGGACAUUACCAAAACACGGGAGUUUCUUGUCUGACAUUCCAAAACACUGGAAAGUGAUUUAGGUUACCAAAAAGCGGGAGUCGGAAUUGGAGAAUCCGACUAGCGUAUUAGGGUUUCAUUUUUCACGCCUUUCUCCUGUCGGAAUCACCAUAUCCAACUAGAGCAGUGCCCCCAAUAAUUUAAAACACCUAGUCGGAAUUGGGGAAUCCGACUAGAGUUUUGUGAUUUUUUUUAAAACCCCUAGUCGGAAUUGGGGAAUCCGACUAGAGUAUUGUGUAGUUUUUUUUUGAAUAAAUUUGUGUAGUUUUUUUAAAAGUUAGGUGACAUGUUUAAUUGGGGUUCGAGUAUUUCACCGAACUCCUACACUGAUACCCCUAUAAAAUCCCUUCAUUUCUUCUCAAAAUUUACAAACACAUUCCAAAAACACUUAUUUCUUUGUUAUAGUAAUUUAUUCAUUAUUCACCCAAAAACACUUCUUACUUUAAUUUCUUUGAUAUAUUCAUUAUUUUUUUUGUUUAGCACUCUCCUCUCAUAUUAUAUUUAUAAUAUAUACCAUAUAUAAAAAUGUCUAGUGAGGGUAAUAUUGUUGUUAUGGUUCAUUGGAAUGGCGCGCUCUACAUCUCGAAAAGAUGAUGAAAUAGAGUACUCCAUACCUCCUAGGGCUGUACUAUUCAUCAGUGAAGAAGAUGAUUAUACUACUAUACAUGAGAAUGUUCUAAAUCAUGUUAGAGGCGACGGAUUUUCCGAAAUUAAAUUAAUUCACGGAAAAUUUCCGAAAUAUAAGAAUUCGGUAUAUGUUGCUUCUAGAUUAUGGCCCAUUCAUGAUGAGCGGACAUGGCGUCAUUUUUUCCGGAUCGCUACAAAUGAGUAUGAGGAGUUGCACAUUUACGUGGAAGCUUCAGUGACCCCGCCACAAAAUUUGACGUUCCACGGAACUCCCGGAGUGGAAGGCCCAUCAUCAAGUCGGAGGAACAACCGCCAAACGUUUCAGAACUACGAAACUCCCGCAACUAAUAGGUACCGAAACUGGUACAAGAAGCAUGGUAUGACACGUGUCCAGAACCCUUCUCACAAUGUGCCCACGACAGGCUACACCCCGACAGCACACGAUUGGGGUAUUGUGAAGCAAGGCGUUCACGAGGUGUAUCAGCUCUUAGCCGACCGCGCGAGUUAUGAGGACUGUCAAAAACGACUACGGCAGAUGGCCCUGGUCGUAGGUGAUGAAGAGAUGCUCCAUCGGGGCAUAUUCCAUUAUGAAGAUGAAGAUGAAGGUGGAAGUGAUGAAUAGGAUGAUGCAGAUGAACAUGAAGGUGGGGAUGAGGACUCACAAUCGCCCCCUCAAUUCUCAACACAGGGUGUCUCAUUUCAUCAACCACCCCCUCAAUUCUCAACGCAUCAAGGUGUCUCAUUUGAUGAACCGCCGCCGUAUUAUGAUUCUUAUCAGUGCUCCACACAAGCGGAUGAUUAUGUUGAGUCAUUUCUCAAUUCGUCGUUUUACUAUGGAGACACAACGAGGCCUUGGAACACUGGCGGUGGGGAUGGAGCAGGGCCGAGCUCGCAACGUUAGAUGUAGUAUUAAAUUUAAUAUUGUAUGUACUUUCUAUUCAUUAAUAAAUUACAUUGAAAACUACAUUUGUUUUGUUC